Molecule: messenger RNA, 1521 nt
Organism: Physcomitrium patens
Lineage: Eukaryota; Viridiplantae; Streptophyta; Bryopsida; Funariales; Funariaceae
Product: tRNA (guanine-N(7)-)-methyltransferase
Biological process (GO): tRNA methylation; RNA (guanine-N7)-methylation
Cellular component (GO): tRNA methyltransferase complex
Molecular function (GO): tRNA (guanine(46)-N7)-methyltransferase activity
Source: RefSeq, a predicted model, not a curated record
ACACGACAACUUCGAGUAACUGAUUGAAACUAUAUACUGCUCGGUGCUUCUCAAAACCAGAUUGUUGCAGGUGUCCGAAUCCUCAGUUCGCAGACGGGUAGAUUCUAACGAUAUUCUAUUCAUACACUGUCAUGCUCAUUCAUAACUUUUUUGGACCAGGGUAUCAGUACCUCUUGGCUUGGUCCCUCAGCUUGGUGGAAGAUACCCUCCCUCGACCGACGUAGGUCCGACAAUUUCAUACAAUAGCCCAACACAGCUCGAAUUUUAUGCUUGAAAUCGCCGUCAUCAAGGUGGGAUUCUUUCUUUCAUUGGAUCGCAGGUCAUAUUUGUGUGCUUUUGCACUCGUGGGUAGACCUGGAGCAGCUGAAUCCCUUCUCUCGUGACCAGUGAAUAGUAUCUGCCAUGACGGGCGAAGACUCGGCCGAUAUCGCUCAUGAAGCCUCAGAAGUGAAGGAGAAAAAUGAGGCAAUUGAGAAGAAUGGAAGUGUCUCCGCUGUCGGAGAGGAGCCAAAGGCUUUUAUAAAGGGCAAAAGGAGGUCUGAGCAAGAGGCGCAAGUCAAGGCAGGAAAACAGAAAGGACAAUUACCCAAGAAGAGGUUUUACAGAGCCCGGGCGCACAGUAACCCUCUCAGUGAUUGUCAAUUCUCUGUGCCAACCACGCCCAGCGAAUUCGACUGGUCAGAAAGCUUUCCAGAGUUUUUUGCUCAAGAAGAAACUACAGGGGACAAAGAUCUGAAGGUUCGAUUUGCCGACAUUGGUUGCGGCUUCGGUGGUCUCAUUGUUCAGAUGUCACCGUUGUUUCCUAAAACUUUGAUGGUUGGGAUGGAGUUGAGAGACAAGGUGAGCGAGUAUGUGAAAGAAAGGAUCGUCGCAUUACGUGAACAACAUCCAGGACAGUACGAAAACAUAUCAGUUUUGAGGACCAAUGCUAUGAAAUACUUGCCAAACUACUUUGAGAAAGGCCAGCUUACAAAAAUGUUCUUUUUGUUUCCUGAUCCUCAUUUUAAGGAGAAAAAUCAUCGACGACGUAUUAUCAGUACCGCCUUGCUAGCCGAGUAUGCGUACAUCAUGGCUGUUGGAGGCAUUUUGUACACAAUAACGGACGUUCAGGAGUUAGGAGAGUGGAUGAAAGCACAUUUAGAUGCUCAUCCCCUCUUUCAUCCGUUAACUGAUGAAGAGCUGGAGAAGGACGUGUGUGUUCCACUUUUGAUAAAUGCUACCGAAGAAGGCCAAAAGGUGGAACGAAACGGAGGCUCCACAUAUAAGGCCAUAUACAGACGGAUAGCAGGACUAGGGAACAUCGGGGCCUAGAUUUUACGUAUACUCCAGUGAGAACGUGUUGCACCCUAGGAAAUACAGAGAAUCAGUGAUUGGACUUCACAUUAUUUGGCUUGCAAAGCCAGGAGCUUCUUGCUUUCGGUUGACCCGUAAAUGCUUAAGCAAGCAGAUGUUUCCAUAUCUUCUUGAGUCCUUCCUGUAAACACCUCGGCAUGUUUUCAAAGGGUUCUGAUGUUCUGAUAA